Phragmites australis (common reed) is the source of this 2079-nucleotide messenger RNA. Its product is annotated as mavicyanin-like. The coding region runs from base 1296 to 1928 and encodes 210 amino acids. Gene Ontology annotation, molecular function: electron transfer activity. NCBI's taxonomy places the organism in Eukaryota, Viridiplantae, Streptophyta, Magnoliopsida, Poales, Poaceae. The transcript has 2 exons. The record is from RefSeq and is a predicted model, not a curated record. Gene Ontology annotation, cellular component: plasma membrane.
GUUCUUCCUGUUCGCGUUGGGAAACCAAUCGAAGAGGAGGCGGGACGCCCCCGGGCGCCGACGCCGAUGACUCGAUGAGGUCGCCGGCGGAGGUGAACUCGUAGUGAGCCACUAGCGAGCUUCAAAAUUUUACAAAAGUAAUUUGUUUGAAUUGUACAUAAACACUCUGUUCUGGAUAGUUUAUGUAGCGUGUACAAAAUCUACAUAGUGUUGAAAAAUAGAUUGAAACAUUUCCAUAACCCCGGAUGCAUGGUACCAUUUUCUCCAUUUAACACAAUGAAAAAAAUGAAGAAAAAAUGAUGAUGCGUUGUGACUUGUUGUUCACACUUGUUUCAGUGAUGUAUGUUGUUGCAGGUUUUUAAUUUUUCGGGUUAUGAUAUUUAAAAAUCAAAAUAACUGAAUAUGUUCCGUUCCAUCCCUUGCAACAGAUAGCGUUGCCUCUGACACUCAAGUGUAACUCAUUGUAAUAGUGGGUUAACAUCUUCUAAAGCUUAUUUGUCUAACCUCUAUGCCAGUUCAAUCAGGGGCAGAUCCAAGGGGGCUAGGAGCCCACUACUGCUCGGUGGAAGUCCCUCUGAGCCUCCUAACAUUUUUUUUGUCAUGGAAGAAGGAGAGUAAGAGGAAGAAAUGAGUAAGAGGAAGGAGAGGGAGGUGGAUGAGGCUCCUACCUAGUUCCUCUGCAUCCGUCACUCCGUCAGUCAACAGAAAAUAUAUCAAACCCAAAUAAAAUAUUUCACUGCCAUUCUAGCUCUCCACAUAUACACCACAUGUGAAAAGAGGCCGGAUGAAAAGAAAAGGAUCUGCGUGCGUCACUCCAAGCAUGCGCCAAACAGAUAAAAGAAAAAUCCAUGCAAGCAUGGUUGCGGCUGUUGCUUCCAUAAAAAGAAAAAGAUCUCCACUUCACCAGCAGAGCCCACUCACUCAUGGCAGCAGAGCAGAGCAGACAGCAGAGGACCUAACAAACAAGCAGCCUCAUGAUCAAGACUUGGAUUCACGGCCAGCUUUUGAGUUUGCUUUACUCAAGAGCAAGAGCAGAAACAGCACAAGAACCUGCCAUCACCAAGGAGACGAGAAUACCGUCGACAUAGGGGCAAAAUGGUCAAUACACAGAAUGAGCAAGGCACUGUAAAUGGCGCUCCUCGGCACAGCAUUGGCGCAAGCAAAGCCAGCGCAAUUAAAUUCCUUUCUUCCGCUCUGCUCUUGCCAUCUGAUAUUCUUCUCUUCUAGUUUUGCUAGCUUUCACCUUUCAGGAGAUCAGAGGGUGUGAGCUUGAAUAGGAGAGAGCAAGUGCAGCAAUGGCCAUGAGCAUGAAGCAUUUGCUGCUGCUGACUCUUGGGCUCGCGAUGGCGGCGACGUCGUCGGCGGUCGUCUACAAGGUCGGCGACACCUCCGGGUGGACGAUCCUCGGCAACAUCAACUACACCGACUGGACCGGGAAUAAGACUUUCCAUGUCGGAGACACCAUAGAGUUCCAGUACCCCAAGGGCAUCCACAACGUGCUGGAGGUGAAGAAGGCCGACUACGACAGCUGCACCAACUCGUCGCCGAUCGCCACGCACACCUCCGGCGACGACAAGAUCGUCAUCAAGAGCCCCGGCCACCGCUUCUUCAUCUGCGGCAUCCCCGGCCACUGCGCCGCCGGCCAGAAGGUCAACAUCCGCGUGCUCAAGCCGCGCUCCUCUGACGCCCCUUCCACGGCGCCCACCGCGUCCGCCCCCGCUCCCGCGCGCGCCGCGGCGUCAUCACCCGGCGGCAGCAGCGAGCCGAGCAGCGCCUCGACGCCGGCCGCGACGUCCACGGACAGCUCGCCCGACGCGACGACGACCGCGCCCGCGCCUAAAGCCAAUGGCGCCGGCGCUGGCGCAGGCUACCGAACCGCCGUUGCCAUGGCACUGGCUGCGGUCGCCACCACGGCGAUGCUACAGUAGAAUACCAUCCCCUAGCUAUCGUAUGCAUCGACAUGUGAUUAUUUUGCCGUUAUGUGUGUGGAUUGAUCAUUUUUUUUGGUUCUUGUUCAUUGCUGGUGUGAAUUGUUCAGACAUUGUACUUUUAUCUGGCGAUCUUAACCUUCUUCUUUUA